Closterium sp. Yama58-4 is the source of this 2214-nucleotide messenger RNA. The record is from the annotation of a GenBank genome assembly. NCBI's taxonomy places the organism in Eukaryota, Viridiplantae, Streptophyta, Zygnematophyceae, Desmidiales, Closteriaceae.
AUGCGGCGAGGGCCGCUGCGCGACUUCGCCAAGUUUCUCGGGCAGGUUCAGAAGAAGGUCGCCGAGGACGUCAAGCUGCCCAUGUCCAAAGUUCUCUACAGCUACAAGUACGUGAGCAACGGCUUCGCGGCGCGGCUGACGCUGAAGCAGGUGCAGCAGCUGCGGCGGCACCCGCAAGUGGCGGCGGUGCGCGCGAGCCGCCGCAUAGUCGCGUCCACCACGCACUCGCCCGCGUUCCUCAACCUCCCCGGAACGCUGUGGCGCGCGAAUGGCGGCGUGCAGAGCGCGGGGGAGGACGUGAUCAUCGGGGUGAUCGACAGCGGGAUCUGGCCCGAACACCCCUCGUUCAGCGACAAUGGCACCCAACCAUACGCCGCGCCCCCAGCGCGGUGGGCGGGGCGGUGCGAGGCGACCAAGGACUUCCGCCAGUGCGGGCGCAAGAUCAUCGGCGCGCGCUUCUUCGCCUGCUGCGGCGUCGACACCACCAUCGAGUACUGGAGCGCACGUGACGCCGCUGGCCAUGGCUCUUGGUGUGCGGGAGCUGCGGCGGGCAACAACGGGGUGAUGGUCACAGGUCCCACCGGCGCCACCUUCGGAGCAGCCAGCGGCAUGGCUCCACGCGCGCGCCUGGCCAUCUACAAGGCUCUGUGGAAGGGCGCGGAUGGGAGCGCGGCGGGGGAGACGGUGGACAUAGAGGCGGCUAUAGACGCGGCUGUGGCGGACGGGGUGGAUGUGCUGAGCAUGUCGUUUGGUGAUCUGGGCAUGGAGGCCACUUAUUUCAGUGACGGCGCACUGCUGAAUGCGGUGCAGGCAAACGUGGUGCUGGUGAUGGCGGCGGGUAACGAGGGCCCUCCCCCCACCUACUACAACUACCGCUCGCUCACCAACGUCUCGCCCUUCUACCUCACUGUCGGCGCCAGCACCAUCGGGCGCCAGUACCGCACGCAGCUGCUGCUGGGGAACGGCGUGGCGAUCAAGGGCGUGGGGGUGGGGGGCACAGCGGAGACAGCCGCAGGGCUGGGAAUCAUUUCAGGCGGACAAGCCGUGGUGGAUGGGGGGGAUGUGGCCAAGGCGCAGCAGUGUUUUGACACCAUGCUGGAUCCAACCAAGGUGGCCGGCAAGAUCGUGGUGUGCGACCGGGGAGUCACCUCCAUCCUCUCCAAGGUCACCGUCGUGGCCUCGCUGGGCGGCAAGGCCAUGGUGCUGGCGAACGUGGCGAACAGCCCGUCAACCACGGUGGAGCUGGUGGAGGGGGCGACUAUCCCCACGCUGCAUGUGUCUCUGGAGCAGGCGGGGGAUAUCAUGGACUAUGUGCAAAGCGACCCCAGCCCCACAGCCUCUCUCGCAGUAGCAGCAGAGCCAGCAACCACAGCCACACCAGCGCCCUCAGUCGCCUACUUCUCCUCCACGGGCCCGGUAGCAGAGCCCUCGUCAACCCCACGCAAGCCCUUCCCCACCAACGACAUCCUCAAGCCCGACCUCAUCGCUCCGGGCUUCAACCUCUGGGCCGCCUUUGCCGGCGCCAGCCUCGCGACAAAAUCCGUGCCGGUGUUUUCUCUCCUGUCUGGGACAUCCAUGGCUACGCCGCACGUGGCUGGGAUCGCCGCGCUGAUUGUCCAGGCGCAUCCGGAGUGGUCUCCCGCGCAGGUCAUGUCGGCCAUUCUCACCACGGCCAGCACGAGCAACACUGCCGGAGGCCCGAUUUUGAAUAGUAUUGGCCAGCCGGCUACUCCGUGGGAUAUGGGAGCAGGGCAUGUGAACCCUGCGGGAGUGCUCGAUCCGGGGUUGACGUUCGAUGCGAGUUAUUCGGAUUACCUAUCCUUUCUCAGCGGCCAAGGAGGGAAGGUUUCGAUGAAGAGUCUCGGGCUGGGGAAAGCAGCUCCCAAGGGGUUGAAAGCGAUACCCGGGUAUAACCUCAACCGCCCGACGAUCUCCGUCUCACGCCUGGUGAAAACCGUGACCGUGAUCCGCUUUGUGACGAACGUUGCCGGUGUAAGCUCGACGUAUACAGCUCGGGUGGUCCCUCCGGUGAAUGUGAAAGUGGUUGUGAAGCCGACGGUGCUGGUGGUGGGUGCGGGUAAGACGGCGAAUUUUACCGUGCAGUUUACUGUGACGAAGGCGUCGCAGGAGUUUUCGUUCGGGAGCCUGUUCUGGGAGGAUGGGGCUGGGCACGUGGUGCGGUCGGUGCUUGCCGUGCAGCCGAUCAAGAAGUAA